AUGGAUAUACUGAUAGACAAGCGUUCUUCCCGUGACAAAACCAACGUUCUGCAGUCGCUCAGUACAGUUGAAUUUCUUUCGAACGAAGGGUAUUCAAAAAGUCUUUGCGACCAGUAUCUAGCGCCUUUGCUUUCAACCCUAUGGGGGAUAAAUAUUGGAAGGCUACUUCCGCAAUUACCUGUCAAGACCCUCAUUCGCAGCUUAUGCGACCAUCAGCUCUUUGGCAUACGGCGAACAACGCCAGAUUUUCGCCGUAUCGAUGGCGGAACAAACCAUGUUGUUCAGACCAUGGCCAAGGGAUUCUCCUCUGAAAAUGUGCACCUCAAUACCAGGGUCCGGGAGAUAACCCGUGUGGAUAAAAGACAGAAUAGCCUUUUCACAGCGGAUGGUAGAGAAUCACAUUUUGAUCAUAUUAUCUUCGCCGUGGAUAACGACGAGAUUCUCAAGAUACUAGGUUCCAAUAUAGAUACCGAUGAAACGGAGAUCAUCGAGGGGCUCAAAACAACUAACAAUAUCGCCGUCUUACACUCAGACCCCUUUCUGGCACCCAACAUCCACGGAUCUUGGCCCACCAGCAACUACAGCCUAGACCCCUCCGAUAACACCCAGCAUGAACCCCCAGCCUGGACUCCCCGCAAAUCCAGCCUCACAUACAACGUAAAUUCCCUCCAAAAUAUCCCAACUCGUCUCUUCGACCGGCUAUACAUCACCCUGAAUCCAUUUACGCCGCCCCAUCCUCGCUUCGCACACAGCAUAUGGGAGUAUACCGAACCCGAGCUUAGCACCGCAACUCUCCAAGCUCAAAGCCGUCUUCCGUUAAUCCAGAACAAGAGGGGAUUAAGCUACGGCUUCCGUUGGACCGGGCGUGGGUUUCUCGAAGAUGCGGUUACUUCUGGUCUCGAGAUUGCUAUUGAGCACUUAGGUGCGCAGGUACCUUUUGGGAUUCACUACCACCCUGAUCCCAUGUGUUCCUCGACAUCGCCGGUUACAGAGCUAGGAUUAAAAGACCAUCUGGUUCGGACGGCACUUUGUCUGGCUCGGUUCUAUGCUCUGGUUCUCCAGAUGUCGUGGAUCUUAUUGGGGGCGCUUGGGUUCCCUGUAUCGAGGGUUGAGAUUAUGUUUGAGUGGAUGUUGGGUGGGAAUAGAAUGCUUAAAUCUUAG
This is a messenger RNA of Aspergillus pseudonomiae, 1161 nucleotides long. RefSeq lists its product as uncharacterized. Lineage: Eukaryota; Fungi; Ascomycota; Eurotiomycetes; Eurotiales; Aspergillaceae. The record is from RefSeq and is a predicted model, not a curated record. The coding region runs from base 1 to 1161 and encodes 386 amino acids. Gene Ontology annotation, molecular function: oxidoreductase activity. The transcript is spliced from 2 exons.